GCAAGAUGGUUGCCUGAGCCGAGCGCGCGAGGCUGGGCCGUGCGGGGGCAAAGUUUGGGCCGGGCCCGAGACAGACCCGAAGCGGGUCAGAACCGGCUGUAAAGUCCCGGGGAGUCCGGGAGGAGCGGAGCCCGACUGGUUCCGAGCCAGACCGGGACCCCGGGGGGUUGAGGGAAACCCAGCCAGGUCAGAACCGAGCUCGGGGCCCGAGCGCUCAGAUCCGAGUUGGGUCAGAACCGCUCUGGGAUAGAGCCCAGCCUGGUCAGGUCAGAGCUCCGCCAGCGCAAGGAGCGCCCCGGCUGGAUCAGAACCGAACCGGGACCCGCGAGAAAGGGAGGAGUUCGGCUCUGUCCCCAGCUUGUCGCCCUCGGGCUAAAGGGGAGGGAAAGAGGCAGAACUAGCUGUAAAGUCACAUUGAUGUUGGGGGACUGGGCCCAACCGAGUCAGAACAGAACGGGGAGACGUGAGCCCAGGGAGGAAAACUGUAUCAGAGCCAGACAGUCACCCUUGGGCUGCAGGGGUCAGGCCAGACCAGAACUAAAUUGGGGGCAGAAGAGGUGCAUGGAUCAGGAACUGAGCCCUGAAAGGGAAGACAGUGGAACUGAGUCAGUUUAAACCCAGUUGAGUCUGGAAAUCGAGGAAGACUGAUCCCAGAACUGAACUGGGUCUGCUUGUGGGCCAGAGAGCUCUAAACAAAGUUUGAACAGAACCAGAUCCUUAUGGAGUGAAAGCAGGGGAGCUAUGUGUGUUUAGGGGUGAGACAGCGAUAGCCACAACAAGAGGGCUUUUGAAUUGGAAACGAAGUAAAGCAAAUCUGAGACAGUUUGUGUGAUCAAGACCCAAACUAUGUUGAAAAAGUCAGAGUAGGGGAGUGGGAACAACACUGUAUCUGUGCCAAAGCUGGCUGGGGAGGAGAGAGGAUCCUUUACCAACCUAGAGACCCUUCCUGGCACCAGGCAUCAUGCAAGAGACUUUCUGCAAGGAAGUUAGUGAAUCUGAACAGAUCCCAAGAACAAGGAAAGUUUAGAGAACAGCAGAGCUGAACAAAUGAUACUGAACCACAUCUGGCUCUGGUCUAGAGCAUGAGUGGGAGACAAUUGAGUAUGAAAGAAGUGAAAGGUUGAGCACUGGCACUGGGAUUUGUAAAUGGAAGAGGGAAAAAAUUAUUUACAACUGAAAUUGCAUUAAUCGGCAAAAGAGUGAGUGAGUGAGCUGUGAGUUUCUCUGAGCUGGGAAUGGACUAGGUCUGAGAGAGGCAAGCUGGAGUGAGCCCACUGAAAAGACAGCCCGGCAAAAUGAGACUGAUCCUUGCCUGACAGAGCUUCUCAAAGCUGCAGAUCUGUAUUUUACAGAAUCAGAAUCAGUCCAGAGACAGAGCUGAUGUAAAGAGUCUGCACAGGAGGACGAAGUGAAUCCCUUGGAUAUAAACAGCAGAGAGCAGGUGAUCCCGUAAUGCCAAGGCAAGUGCACAUCUGAGCUUGCGUGCAGUGGGGACUGAGGCUGGAAUUGUCACAAGGGGGCAGAUAUGUUAAUCAUCUAGUACUGGGCAGUGUCAGAAGCAACGUCCUGAACCAAAUGGACCCCAUGUCUGAUCCAGCCUGGCAGUUCCUCAGAAUGUUCAGAUCAGGUGCAGCUGGAGCCUGUUUCUCUUCAGCUCGUGUUUGCCAUCAUGCUGUGUCCAGACAAGAAUGCAGCACCAGCACUGUUCAGGGAUGCAUUUGUUGACAUGAAAGGAGCAAUCUCAAACUGGAGGAGCCGUUCAGAUGCUGCCAGAUGCCACUAGAAGAGAGCUGACUUGGAAGCAGGCGGACAGGGAGAUGUUUGGUCGGGAUGUCACUUUGGAUCUGGCAUCUGAGUGAAUGUCCCCCUGCAUGAGACUUCAACUCUGAGUGCAGGCUGGUGACCCAUUGUCGCACCCAAGCAGGAGGGAGAAUGACGAGCACAGCUCCAUCCAAGAAACCUUACCGCAAGGCACCGCCACAGCACCGCGAGAUCCGCCAUGAUCUGCCCAUCCUUCGAGAUGACCAAGACGGCGUGAUUUUGGCCGAGCAGAGUCAGGAGCCCUUGACGGAUGCAGAAAGGAUGAAGUUGCUGCAGCAUGAGAACGAGGAGCUGCGCCGGCGGCUGGCCUAUGUCACCAACAAGAUGGAGGCGAUGGAGAGGGAGCUGGAGUCCGGCCAGGACUACCUGGAGCUGGAGCUGGGCCAGAACCGCGAAGAGCUGGAGAAAUUCAAGGACAAAUUCCGCAGGUUACAGAACAGCUACACUGCUUCACAGAGAACCAAUCAGGACCUGGAGGAGAAGCUGCAUACCCUGGCCUCUCUCAGCCAAAGCUGGAUUUUUGCAAUAAAAAAGGCUGAGAUGGACCGGAAGACCCUGGACUGGGAGAUUGUGGCGCUCACUAACAAGCUGCUAGAUGCCAAAACUACCAUCAAUAAACUUGAGGAGCUCAAUGAGCGCUAUCGGCAGGACUGUAACCUCGCAGUGCAGCUGCUCAAGUGUAACAAGUCCCACUUCAGGAACCACAAAUUUGCUGACCUUCCCUACGAGCUGCAGGACAUGGUCAAUAAGCACUUGCACAGCACCCAGGAGUCCCCAGGCCCUGGGCAGGAGGCUGCACAUACCCUGGCCCCAUCUGACGUUGUGCCCACCUCAGUUAUUGCCAGAGUCCUGGAGAAGCCUGAGUCACUGGUCCUGAACUCUGCCAAGUCCAGCAGCGGCAGCUGUCCCAUGGCUGAGGAUGUCUUUGUGCACGUGGACAUGAGUGGAGCUCUGCUGGACGCCUGCCCCAGCCCAGGGCUGCUUGGGAAGGAGAGAGGGGAAGUGGGGAAGCAGCAGAACGGGGGCUGCAAGCCACAGAGCAGUGUGGAGAGCCUGCCAGAGGAGGUGCCUGCCUUCGAGAAGCUGAGCCCCUACCCUACACCCUCCCCUCCCCACCCCAUGUACCCAGGGCGUAAGGUGAUUGAGUUCUCUGAGGACAAGGUGAGGAUCCCAAAGAACAGCCCCCUGCCCAACUGCACCUAUGCUACGCGACAGGCCAUCUCCCUGAGCCUGGUGCAGGGCGAGGACGAGAGCAGUGAGAGGCACCGGACGCUCCCUAACAGCCCUGUCUCAGAGGGCCGCCACUCAGCCUCCAGCUGCUCCUACCAGCCAUCUCCCAAGGGGGCCCGGGCACACGGCUCCUCGCAGAGCAGCCCUUUCAGCAGUCCACCCCAGAUCCCCAGCGCCUUCGCCAGCUCGGCCAGCUCAGAGGAGGACCUCCUGGCCAACUGGCAGCGGAUGUUUGUGGACAAGGCGCCCCCUACUUCAGAGCAGGUGCUGGUGAGCCGCACCUCCUUCAGCCAUGACAUGGCCCCGGAGCUCCAGAAGCGAUUCAGCCGCUCCAUGCAGGAGUUGGGCAGGGCAGCCUCAGCCUACUCGGAUGGCGAGGAGUCUGCGCAGAGCUGCAGCUGGACCGUGAGCCGGGACUCGAGUGUGGACACAGACAGCACUGAGUCCCGAGCCCGCAGGAGCCAUUUCUCCUCCGACUAUGGCACGGACUUCUCCCAGGAUGAAGCCCGGAAGCUGCUCCAGGGCAGUGGCGGGGGCACCGCUGAGCUCAGCAGCCCCUUGCCAGAGAAGCACAAGGACUAUGUGGACCUGGGCUCACCUGGGAGCCCGGCUGAGGAAAGGGAAAUACUGCUGCAAGCAACCAAGGAGAGCAGUCCAGGGGCAGCCCUGGAGGAGAGCGGGGAAUGCAGGAGCAAGCCUCCCUCAGGGCGGCCACACCGCAGCCCCAAGAGGAUGGGUGUCCACCAUCUCCAUCGCAAGGACAGCCUGACGCAGGCCCAGGAGCAAGGCAACCUGCUCAACUGAGGCUGGGCAGGGAGCAGUGCCCCAGGGCAGUGCUGUAGCUGCCUUACCACUCACGGGGUUGGUGUCCCCGGCACCACGCAUGCCCCAGGGGGCUGCAGGCUCCACUCCUACCUUAUAUUUAUUCUGGUUUUGAUCCUGAGGCGCCAGGAUCUUGCCGGCGUUCUGCACCCACCACACCAGAACACACACUUGGGACCUCGCUCGGCCUGGCAUGCAUGCCCAUGCCUGUGCUCACCACUCCUCUGGUGCCUGCCGUCACACUCAAUCUUCCAGCCCUACCCUGAGGCCCAUGCCCUUACUCACCCUGGGGCCUGGGCCUGCCCUCACACUCAUGCUCACAACCUUGCCCUGGUGCCCAUGCCCAUGCUCUCAUUUUCAGGCUGAUGCCCAUGGCCGUGGCCCUACUUGUGCUGGUGCCCAUGCCCAUGGCUGCUCUGUUCCUACCUUUCAACUUGUGCCAACAAGUAGAAACUCUUUGCCCUGGUCUUGUCUGAUCCCCGUGAGCCACUGCAGGCUGAGUGGGGCAUGAGGACUGCCCUGGGGGGUGGGUGUUCCUUGCUGCCUGGCCCCCUGCUGUGAGUCAAGAGCACUGAGUUGGGGACGGUGGUUUUGCUAUUUUUGUUCCCCCCAGCUGCUAUGUUGAUCUCUGUGGAAACUGGCACUCGUGGCUGGCUCUCCCUUAAAGCUUCCUGCAGAUCCCUGCUGCUUAGCUCCUGGGCCUGGCCCAACAUGUGGCUCAUGCAGAGCCAAUGCCGUGGGAGAGCCCCAGUUCCCUCUGCCGUGGGAGUGGGCCAGAGCUGCCCCCGGCAGUUGCUCAGUGAGGCUGGCCUGCAGAGUUCCCAUGGCAGUGGUUUCUGUGCUGUGGGUUGGAUUGUGUUUGUCUCUCCCCGUCUCUGGGGGCUGUUGCACUGGCCUGGCUCUUGUUUGGCUGGUGCUGAUUUCUCUGCUCCUGGGUCUUCCUCUCAUUUUUCUUCUUUCCAGGCCUUUGCUUUUAAGAUGUUUUGUUUUUCUCUUCCUGCAUACACGAACAAAGCAGCUGACAGCCAAUCCAUUGUCUGCCCAGAGGUCUGGGGUGAGGUCCUGCCUUAGGAGCCACCGGCUCCCCUUUCCCAUCCGGGCCUUUCUACUCCAGCAGAGCCAUAUGGACUCCAGGGCAGGAUUUUACCCCAGGAGAGCAACAAAUAAAAGACAGUAGUAAGCUGCCUCUGGGCAGGGCCCUAGCAAGGGCUCUGAGGAGAGAGGGAGACCCCCUGAGGAGCAGGGCUUAUUGCUGCUGUGUGCAGACAUGGUACCUCAUGGCUCAGCAGGCCUUUUGGGGAGGCCCCUUUGCAUGUGCACCCCUCCCUCUGGCUGGGUCCCGGGCUGGCUCCGGUGCCCUUCCAAGGCCUCGCCACUGGCGGGGCUGGAGUUGUGUGUUUGAUUUUCCUCAUGUUCAGUGUUGGUACGAUUUUCCUUUUCAGUGUUCAUGUGCUCAGUGUCCCUGGGGCAGGGAAGGGGAGAAGUCGGGAGUGUAGAUAUUUUAUUUGGAGGAUAGAGCCCCAGUGUCUCAUUAUGAGUUUCCUUGCCUCUCUGGAUUUUUCUCUCUCCACCCCGAAGGUGUAACCCAGCACAUUGGCAUGGUCUCUAUGCUGCUGCCUUGGGCCGGGGGACCCCUUCCCUUGGCUGUGAUGGGUUUGAAGCUGGAGCUGUGGUGUCCUCCUCCAGUGAGAGUGAGCUGCUGCCCUGUGCUUCGCUAUGUAUGGAGGGUGCAGCCUCUCUCUGCAGGAAGGAAGCUCCCAUUCAGACGCAGCAAGAGAUGCUGCCCUGGGGCAGUGUCCCUCCCUAAGCCCCUCCAUUUGUGGCUGGUGGCAGCCAGGGCCAAAGCUUUGCUCUCAGCUCCAGCCUGGAGGCUGCAGGGCAUAUGAAAGCAGGGCCAUCCUUAGGCACCAAAUUGCCCCAGAUAUCAUGGUGCCCUAGGCAGCUGCGUGCUGCAUACGUGGCAGCACCAGCCCUGGCGACCAGCCCUAUUCCCUGGCUGGCCUUCCCAUGGGCUGCCCCCACUACAAGGGGCAGGGCCAUCCCUAAGGGGUAUGGGGCUCUGGACAACUCCCUCCGCCCCACCUCCUACCCUUUCCACCUCUUUCCCCCAGUGACCCCUGCACUCACCGGCAGCUGCGGGAAGCAGAGCAACCUGGCCCCAGCCUGCGCUACUCCGCCAGCUCCCAGCUGCA
Molecule: messenger RNA, 6065 nt
Organism: Gopherus evgoodei (Goodes thornscrub tortoise)
Lineage: Eukaryota; Metazoa; Chordata; Testudines; Testudinidae
Gene: TJAP1
Product: tight junction associated protein 1
Exons: 15
Coding region: 1933-3855 (640 amino acids)
Biological process (GO): Golgi organization
Cellular component (GO): trans-Golgi network
Source: RefSeq, a predicted model, not a curated record